UCAAACAAUUUACUGGGCUCUAAUCUAGAUCCAAAAGCCCACAUUCAAUAUUCAGUGGCACUAGGAAAGAAACGCCGGUUAGCUCCAUUUUACCAAGCGCGAAUUCCAAAACCCGCUUUAAACCCAAAAAAUAAUUCCGCCGCCGUCUCCGUUAUCUUCCUCCUCCUUCCGCCGGCGAGAAGUUACCCACCGACACCGCAAGCCUCGGAGGCGCAGAUUUCCCAAGGGUGGGAAGGAGAUUCAACUUUGGGUUUGGAAUGAACUGCUUGUCUAGGUUAUCUGCAUACUCCGCAACCAUCUUUGGAAGGUCGACCAGCCAUUUCAUUGUCAAGGGCACCUGGAAUCAGUGCUCAAGCCCCCUUUGGAAGCACAGCUUUGAGCUUAGUUCCGUUAGAACUGGAAACCCGAAAUGUGUCCUCCCUAAGUUUGUCACCCGUUGCUACUCAACCGAGAAGCCCAAAUCAAAAGCUCCACGGAAGAGGAAGUCUUUAGAGGAGAAAGAGACGGAUAUGGAGAAAGAUUCUUUCUUUGUGGUGCGGAAGGGGGAUCUUGUUGGUGUGUACAACACUUUUAAUGAGUGUCAGGCUCAAGUCGGAUCUUCAAUAUGUGACCCUCCUGUGAGCAUUUACAAAGGGGAAUCGAUACCGGAUGAAACCAAAGAGUACCUUGCAACUUGUGGACUUCAGAAUGCUAUAUACACUAUUCGAGCUCAAGAUUUGAAGCCUGAUCUCUUUGGCACACUUGUCCCUUGGCCAUUUCAGCAACCUGGUCAUUCCACAGAACAAAUUGAUGACAGGGAUGGCAAAAAGAGAACCCUAGAUAUGAUGAUACCACAAGCAGUGGUAAGUUUUGGUUACUUUCAGAUUGAAGCAGGUGGAACCGCAUUGACUGUAGCUGAUCCCUCGAAAAAGGCUGUCCAAUUGGAUCAUCAAAUGGCUACUCCACUACGUUCUUUUGGUUAUGACCCGGAAUAUUGUACCCUCGAGUUUGAUGGUGCUUCGAGAGGAAACCCUGGACCAGCAGGGGCAGGAGCUGUUCUACGGACAAGUGAUGGAACUUUGAUAUGCAGGUUGCAGGAAGGAUUAGGGACGAAGACUAAUAAUGUGGCUGAGUAUAGAGCUGUACUUCUUGGACUGAGAUAUGCUCUCCAGAGGGGCUAUAGAAAAAUACGCUUACAAGGCGACUCCAAGCUUGUGUGCUCUCAGAUUGAUGGUACAUGGAAGGUCAAGCACGCCGGCAUGGCUGAAUUAUGCGAUCAGGUCAAAGAGCUGAAGGACAGAUUUGUCUCUUUCGAGAUUAACCAUGUUCUAAGGGAAUUCAACGCCGAAGCUGAUGUUCAAGCAAAUCUUGCUGUUAAUCGCCGUGAAGGAGCAGUUCAAGAGGUUUACGAAUAGCAGCAUAUAUAGCUACUUAAGUUGAAAGAUAGUCGAAGUUCUUGAUGAGUAGAGAGGCUUUACAUUCAGCACCGGAGAUAUCAGAAAGGGGCCAGUUUUUGAAAUGUAAUUUCCAGUUCCCAUGCAGGUUUGAACAACUUAUUAUGAACCCUCGGAAGUCAAGAAUAUGGGCUAUAUUACCCUUUGCUGCUGACAUCGACAGCCAUUUCGGAUACCGUCGAAGAAAGAAAUUGCUACUCACUUGCACUUCUUUUGUAUGUUGAAUCAAAUAUGAUAUGCUGGGUGUUAUCUAACUUUUAACGAACUUGUCAAGUUUGGAAUCAAGUGACGAUGUGACAUAAUAGUCGCGUUGUUUAGCCUCGUCAACAUGUAGUCCAUAAGUGUCCAUAUCAACUCAUCAUUGUCGUCAAUCCAAUCCAGCGGGACUAAUACAGGUCAUAUAGAUUGAAAUUGGGUCGAGUAAUAAAUUUAAUAUGCAUGGAUAUGGAUAU
Messenger RNA from Linum tenue, 1885 nucleotides. The record is from the annotation of a GenBank genome assembly. Lineage: Eukaryota; Viridiplantae; Streptophyta; Magnoliopsida; Malpighiales; Linaceae.